Messenger RNA from Coregonus clupeaformis (lake whitefish), 1359 nucleotides. Its product is annotated as zinc finger protein SNAI2-like. The transcript is spliced from 3 exons. Gene Ontology annotation, biological process: regulation of DNA-templated transcription. The coding region runs from base 109 to 990 and encodes 293 amino acids. Gene Ontology annotation, molecular function: RNA polymerase II cis-regulatory region sequence-specific DNA binding; DNA-binding transcription factor activity, RNA polymerase II-specific. The record is from RefSeq and is a predicted model, not a curated record. Lineage: Eukaryota; Metazoa; Chordata; Actinopteri; Salmoniformes; Salmonidae.
UCCACUGAAGAAUGCAAGGCAACAGACAGCCUCCAAGUAACAGCUAUUUAUUCAACAGGUCAUCAUAAUCAACGAGCGCUCACUUGUUACAUUAUAACUCAGAGCUUUAUGAUAAAGAUGCCAAGGUCCUUUCUGGUGAAGAAACAUCUCACUAAUAAGAAGCCAAACUAUGGAAUUUUGGAUUCAAAAGCAGACGCUCUCCACACCAGCCUGGUCCAGCCUGAGGUACCAUGUUACAUCCCCAGCACUCCUCAGCCCCUGGAGGGUUGGCUGCCAGGACCAAGUCUCAUCCCCACACCAGCCUCCAUGCACUCUCCACAGGUAGACAGGCUGCCUUCAAGGGACACAAGCUUGUCCCUGCAUAGCUCAACACAGGAAAUCACCUACCCCCUGUCAGUGUCUCACAACAAUCCGCUAAGAGACUCACACUCCAGUCUUGAGCCCCUGGGAACCAUGGAACCCCAGACCUUCCUGCCCUCACAUGACUUCAGACACCUGCAGGAGAGGGGCAGCAUGCCUAAUCCCCUCCUGGGUCUUGUCCACUCUGGUGUUAGUCAGGAGCGCUUUGAAUUCUUCGACUGCCACAAAGCCUACUUCACCUUCUCUGGGCUGGCCAAGCACAAGCAGUUGCACUGUGAGUGGCAGUGUCAUAAGUACUUCAGCUGCAAGUACUGUGACAAGGAGUACGUGAGCCUGGGAGCUCUGAAGAUGCACAUCCGAACACACACUCUGCCGUGCGUCUGCAAGCUCUGUGGGAAGGCCUUCUCCAGGCCUUGGCUGCUCCAGGGACACAUUCGCACACAUACAGGUGAGAAGCCCUUCUCCUGCCCACACUGCAGCCGGGCGUUUGCUGACCGCUCCAACCUCAGAGCACACCUACAGACACACUCUGACAUCAAGAAAUACCAGUGCAAGAGCUGCUCCAAAACCUUCUCCAGGAUAUCUCUGCUCUCCAAGCAUGAAGAGGCUGGCUGCUGCCCACUGUCCUGAUGCCAUUUACUGCCUGUGCUGCCCACUCUGUGCCUGUUGUCUAGACUAUGUCUGGUUCUACUAACAUCAGACUGCUAUACCCUCACAAAGCACUGGAGAUAAACUACUAUUCGUGACACGGAGCUCUGACUACUGAAUGUUUUUGGUCUCUGACAUUUCAGGGUCAUGAAAUAAGCGCAAUGGACUGUGUCCAAAUACUUUUUAUGUCAUAUAUUUGAUAUAUGAAGUAGUUUGACAUCAAGAAAAAAUGAGAACGGUUAUUGCAUGCUGCCAAAAAUACUUGAAAUUUAAAAGCAUUUAAGUUUUUGAUUGUGUUAUUGAUGAUUACCUGUGCCUUUUGAGGAAAUGUAUAGCUGGAGUAUACCAUUU